Molecule: messenger RNA, 2250 nt
Organism: Girardinichthys multiradiatus
Lineage: Eukaryota; Metazoa; Chordata; Actinopteri; Cyprinodontiformes; Goodeidae
Gene: arpc1a
Product: actin related protein 2/3 complex, subunit 1A
Exons: 11
Coding region: 353-1465 (370 amino acids)
Biological process (GO): Arp2/3 complex-mediated actin nucleation
Cellular component (GO): Arp2/3 protein complex; actin cytoskeleton
Molecular function (GO): actin filament binding
Source: RefSeq, a predicted model, not a curated record
UGUAGUCGGUGUUGUAAAGACGUUCGUCUUGAACGGGUUUGUUCACUUUGAAUGUAACCACUAGCGUGACGAUGCUAAGCUAGCUGUCAACCAGAUAUCCAGGCGUUUUGCUGCCGAGUUAGCUACCGGAUGCUCCCGCUCGUACCUUCCUGGCCGUCUUGACGUUCCCUCAACAUUCCUGGACGAAUUCGUGUCGACUGACCAGAGUCCGCGAAUUCAAGUCCACUCCUGAUCUAACCUCGUUCCUUUACCCCCCUUAGCUUGUGGGACUUAGCUCGCCGGCUAACGAUACCGCACACUCAGGCAGAACCGGACCGACGAGAGUUGCACUUAAGGACCACACCCAGACAAGAUGUCCCUUCAUCAGUUUCUGUUGGAACCCAUCACCUGCCACGCGUGGAACCGCGACAGGACACAAAUUGCCAUUAGUCCGAACAACCAUGAAGUUCAUAUCUACAAGAAAAGUGGCAACCAGUGGGUGAAGACCCAUGAGCUGAAGGAGCACAACGGACACAUUACAGGUAUUGAUUGGGCUCCCAAAAGUGAUCGUAUAGUGACAUGUGGGGCCGAUCGUAACGCCUACGUGUGGUCUCAGAAGGAAGGAGUUUGGAAACCCACACUGGUCAUCCUCAGGAUCAACCGGGCAGCCACCUUCGUCAAGUGGUCUCCGCUGGAGAACAAGUUUGCAGUUGGCAGUGGAGCUCGACUCAUCUCUGUCUGUUACUUUGAGUCUGAGAAUGACUGGUGGGUGAGCAAACACAUAAAGAAACCAAUCCGCUCCACCAUCCUCAGUCUAGAUUGGCAUCCCAACAAUGUCCUCCUGGCUGCUGGCUCAUGUGACUUCAAAUGCAGGGUGUUCUCAGCCUACAUUAAGGAGGUAGAAGAAAAACCAGGCCCCACUCCUUGGGGCAGCAAAAUGCCAUUCGGGGCCGUGCUAGCAGAAUUUGGGGGAGCGGGUGGAGGGGGAUGGGUCCACUCCGUCUCUUUUUCAGCCUCCGGGAACCGUCUGGCUUGGGUCAGCCAUGACAGCACUGUCACUGUGGUAGACAGCUCUAAGACUGCCAGUCCCUCACAGCUGAAGACAGAGUUCCUGCCUCUUCUCAGCGUCAUUUUUGUUUCAGAGAACAGUCUAGUAGCCGCGGGCCACGACUGUUGCCCAAUGCUCUUCCGUUGCGACGAUGGCGGAGCGCUGACAUUUGUGUCGAAGCUGGACCUCCCCAAACAGAGCAUCCAGAGGAACAUGUCCGCCAUGGAACGCUUCAGGAACAUGGACAAGAGAGCCACCACCGAGGACCGCAACACAACCCUGGACACACUGCACCAGAACAGCAUCACCCAAGUGUCUAUCUAUGAGGGAGACAAAAGGGAUUGUCGCAGGUUCUGCACCACGGGCAUUGAUGGAGCAAUGACCAUUUGGGACUUUAAGAGUCUAGAAGCUUCUAUCCAAGGUCUCCGCAUCAUGUGAAUAAAUCUUUUGAAUGAAUGAAAAGUCGCUGCAGCCUCACUUCUCCUUCUCUUCUUCCCCAGUCCUCAGCCCUCCUCUUCUCUCUUUCAGCCCCUCCACUUGUGUGCCGCAGCCAGCAAAAAGUACAUAACUGACCACCUUAUCGAGUGUCUCCUGAAGCACUGAUCAGACCAUUAAAACACUCUUGUGGGCGUGUCCUUUACAUGCUCACAAACACACACGCUACACACUGAGCUAAUGUGUGAGAUUGCUGAUUUAUUAUUUUUUUUGUUUGCUUUUAAAUGAAGGUUAACCGGGUGUAAAAGUGGGAAGGUCUUCUGACACGUAUUAAACAUGAUGUGAAAUGUGUUUUUAUGUUCUCUAACCUCCAAAAGAUGAACACUAAAACGUGUGUUUUAUCCCAAAAAAAAAAAAAAAAAAAUCCAGGCUGUAUUUCACCUCACUCCAAUCUGAACACGAUCUUCUAUACAGGUGUUGAGAAAUGCGAUUGUUGAUCCACACUGAAGGAUGGUAAAUAUAUUCUUCAGCAGGUGAAACUAUUGUUUAGAUUAAAGACCAGGGGUUAUUAAUAUUCUAAACACAUGUUGACGGUUGUCUAUUGAAAACCUGUAGAGGAUCUGACGUUGGAGGGAGGGAAGCAGUUGUUGAAACUUUGUGCAGCGUCAUGGCUGGCCAGCACUAGACUCUGUAACUACCACACUAAAACCACACGUGAUGGAGGAUUUCUAUGUAACUGACCAUGAGGUAGACACGAAAUAAAGAUGAGGAACAUUUACACUACAAAA